CUGGAGCCCCGGGCCGGCAGGCGGGGAGGGGAGGGCCGGGCGGCUCCGCGCGCGGGCGGCGGCGGCGCUGUAGCCGCGCCCUUUUCAGCACCUUCCGCUGUCCGCCGUGGCGGCCGCCUCCCGCGCCAGGUGCUGCCUAUUCUGAUGCCGAGUUUCCAAUUGCCUUGAUUAAAAUAGAAACAAUCUAUGGCUUGGAUGACUUACAUUUCAAAUUGGUUUGAGCAAGAUGAUUGGUAUGAAGGACUACAAAGACCAAACAUGUCCCAGGUAAGGCAAGUGGGAUUGCUGGCUGCUGGAUGUCAGCCAUGGAACAAGGACGUAUGUGCUGCUAGUGGGGACAGGUUUGCAUAUUGUGCGACCCUGGCUAUCUACAUUUACCAGUUGGAUCCCCAUUAUAAUGAAUUCAAACUUCAUGCAAUUAUGUCUGAACAUAAAAAAACAAUCACAGCAAUCUCUUGGUGUCCACAUAACCCUGAUUUGUUUGCAAGUGGCAGCACCGAUAACUUGGUGAUCAUCUGGAAUGUUGCCGAACAAAAAGUCAUUGCUAAACUCGACAGUCAAAAAGGGAUACCUGCCUCUCUCAGCUGGUGCUGGAAUGCAAGUGAUACGGUGGCAUUUGUUUCCCACAGAGGACCCCUGUUCAUCUGGACCAUCUCAGGGCCAGACAGUGGAGUAACCAUACACAGAGAAGCUCACAGCUUCUUGUCUGACAUCUGUAUCUUCAGAUGGCACACCCAAAAAAGGGGGAAAGUAGUGUUUGGUCAUCUUGAUGGAAGUCUAUCAAUUUUUCAGCCAGGUAAUAAAAACCAGAAACAUGUUUUGAGACCUGAAUCUCUUGAAGGGACAGAAGAAGAAGAUCCAGUUACAGCCCUGGAGUGGGACCCACUGUCUACCGAUUAUCUUCUUGUGGCUAAUUUGCAUUAUGGAAUCCGCCUGGUAGAUUCUGAAUCACUUUAUUGUAUAACAACAUUUAAUCUUCCCAGCGCAGCAGCUUCAGUGCAGUGCUUAGCCUGGGUCCCCAGUGCUCCUGGGAUGUUUAUAACUGGAGAUUCUCAAGUGGGUGUUCUGCGCAUUUGGAAUGUUUCAAAAACAACACCUAUUGAUAAUCUUAAAUUAAAGAAAACAGGAUUUCACUGCUUGCAUGUACUCAAUUCUCCUCCAAAGAAAAAAUUUUCAAUCCAAUCUCCAACCAAAAAUCAUUAUACAUCCUCAACCAGUGAAGCAGUUCCACCCCCCACUUUAACACAGAAUCAAGCCUUUUCUCUGCCCCCCGGGCAUGCAGUGUGCUGUUUCUUGGAUGGUGGAGUUGGGCUUUAUGAUAUGGGAGCUAAGAAGUGGGAUUUUCUCAGGGACUUGGGACAUGUGGAAACUAUCUUUGACUGCAAAUUCAAACCUGACGAUCCCAAUCUUUUAGCAACAGCUUCAUUUGAUGGCACUAUAAAAGUCUGGGAUAUAAACACGCUAACAGCAGUGUACACUUCUCCGGGUAAUGAAGGGGUAAUUUAUUCCCUUUCAUGGGCUCCAGGUGGUUUAAAUCGUAUUGCUGGGGCAACUUCUCAAAAUGGUGCUUUUAUUUGGGAUGUUGAAAAGGGCAGAAUGGUUCAACGAUUUAAUGAGCAUGGAAAAAAUGGAAUAUUCUGCAUUGCCUGGAGUCAUAAAGAUUCCAAAAGAAUAGCAACCUGCAGUGGUGAUGGCUUCUGUAUCAUUCGAACAAUUGAUGGUAAAGUCCUACACAAGUACCGACACCCAGCGGCAGUGUUUGGUUGUGACUGGAGCCAAAAUAACAAAGACAUGAUAGCCACUGGCUGUGAAGACAAAAACGUACGUGUCUAUUACAUAGCCACCAGCUCUGAUCAACCACUGAAAGUAUUUAGUGGGCACACAGCAAAAGUGUUUCAUGUUAAAUGGUCUCCUCUGAGGGAGGGAAUUCUUUGCAGUGGUUCUGAUGAUGGUUCUGUUCGAAUCUGGGACUAUACUCAAGAUGCUUGCAUAAAUGUUCUUAGUGGACAUACUGCACCUGUGAGGGGAUUAAUGUGGAAUACUGAGAUUCCAUAUCUACUAAUAUCUGGCAGCUGGGACUACACCAUAAAAGUAUGGGACACUCGAGAUGGAACAUGUUUGGACACUGUGUCUGAUCAUGGUGCAGAUGUAUAUGGUUUAACAUGCCAUCCAAGUCGGCCCUUCACUAUGGCCUCUUGCUCUCGGGAUUCUACAGUGAGACUCUGGUCAUUAACACCUUUAAUCACUCCUUUACAAAUAAAUAUUCUGGCAGACAGAUCUUGGGAAGAAAUUAUCGGGAACACUGACUAUGCUAUGGAACAAAGCACUCCUCCUCUGCUGUGCGGUAAAGUGUCAAGGGACAUUAGGCAAGAAGUGGAAAAACCAACUGGUAAUCCUCGAGCAAAAAAGCUCAGGUGGUUUUCAGAAUGUUUAUCACCUCCAGGUGGCAGUGACAAUUUAUGGAACUUGGUUGCUGUGAUAAAAGGGCAGGAUGAUAGCUUACUCCCUCAGAACUACUGCAAAGGAAUAAUGCAUUCGAGACAUCUGAUUAAAUUUAGAACAUCUGAAGCCCAAGAACUAACGACUGUCAAGAUGUCUAAAUUUGGUGGUGGCAUUGGUGUACCAACUAAGGAGGAGAGACUGAAGGACGCUGCAGAGAUACAUCUGAGACUGGGACAGAUUCAGAGAUACUGUGAACUCAUGGUUGAACUCGGAGAGUGGGACAAAGCGCUGUCAAUUGCACCAGGGGUCUCUGUGAAAUACUGGAAGAAGUUAAUGCAGAGGAGAGCUGACCAGUUAAUUGAGGAAGAUAAGGAUGAUGUCAUUCCAUACUGCAUAGCCAUUGGGGAUGUGAAGAAACUAGUCAGCUUCUUUACAUCCCGAGGUCAGCUCAAGGAAGCUCUGCUUGUUGCACAGGCUGCUUAUGAGGGAAAUAUGCAAACCAUACAUGUUUCUACACCAAAAGGAGCUUCAUGUUCUGGUGAUGCCUACAAGGAAGACUUUAAUGAACUCCUGUACAAAGUCAGCGAAGAGCUGGCAGAAUGGUAUUUUCAGGAUGGUCGGGCAGUGCUAGCUGCAUGUUGCCAUCUGGCUAUGGAUAAUAUUGAGCUUGCUAUGGCAUACCUGGUUCGUGGAAAUGAACUGGAGUUGGCUGUCUGUGUGGGCACGGUACUGGGCGAGUCUGCAGCGCUAACAACCCACUAUGCCCUUGAAUUACUGGCAAGAAAAUGCAUGAUGAUUCCAAUAUGCUUUCCCUCUGUUGGAUACAGGAAUUUGGCAGCUGAUCUUCUGAUGAUGAUUCCUGAUAACGAACUACAUUUAGUAAAACUCUGCGCUUUCUACCCAGGGUGUAUUGAAGAAAUAAAUGAUCUUCAUGAGAAGUGCAAUCUACCCACAGUAAAAGAAUGUAUGCAGUUAGCUGAGACAGCCUGUGCAGAUGGGAAUAUCUUUGAAACUGUGAAAUAUUACCUGUUAAGUCAAGAACCUGAAAGGGCCCUUCCCAUUGGUAUUGACUUUGUCAAAGAUUACAUCAGUAGUUCCAAUUGGACAUUGGAUACCAUUUACCCAAUUCUUGACUUAUUGAGUUAUAUUCGUACUGAAAAGUUACUCUUGCAUACAUGUACUGUAGCUCGAAAUGAGUUGCUAAUAUUAUGUGGUUAUAUUGGUGCAUUGUUGGCUAUCAGAAAACAGUACCAAAGCAUUAUUCCAGCACUUUAUGAGUACACAAGUCAGCUGUUGAAACGUCGGAAGGUGUCAGUACCUUUAAAAAUUGAACAGCUCACUGAAGAACUGGAUGCAUGGAGAUCUUGUACACAGUCUACCAACCAAUCAUUGGAAGACUCUCCUUAUACACCUUCUGAUUCACAAAGAAUGGUUUAUGCAACUUUACUAAAGAGAGUAAAAGAAGAAUCACUCCAAGGAAUUAUUGGACCAGAUUAUGUGACUGGAUCAAACCUUCCAAGUCAUUCUGAUACUCACAUUUCUUGUCUAACAGGAUUAAAAAUCCAGGGCCCUGUAUUUUUCCUUGAAGAUGGGAAAUCUGCUAUCUCAUUGAAUGAUGCUUUGAUGUGGGCAAAGGUGAAUCCAUUCUCACCUUUAGGUACUGGAAUACGACUCAAUCCAUUUUGAUAGAAGAUUUCUCUCCUUGCUUAAUUUUUUUUUUUUUUAAAGAAGAACUCCUGUGAGUUAGUAUUACCUUAAUCUUGGUUGUCCAAGAGCCCAAGGUGGGGAGGAGGACUAGGGAUUGGGAAGGGUAGAGAACAACAGUUAACUUUAUUUAUUAACUUCAAAAAAUAAAACAUCUAUAUAUUUUAAAGAAAAAAUAGCUGACUUCUGUAUAAAAUGUAAUAGCCACAUUUGAGAGGAAGGAAAUAUUUAAAUAAUAAAAGACUGAAUAAAAAGCUAUCAGAUCUAAAAAUUAAGUUGGCAGACUUGCCACUAUGUGUUUACAUUGGCAUCUCUGUACAAACAACUUGGUAGGGUUCACAGCUUUUGUCUGUUAGUGUCUGACAGCUGCGUUCACAUGGAUGUGUGGCGGUGUCUUGUUGAGUGGCAUUCAUUAUUGUUGUUGCAUGUUUUUGUGUGUUAUCCUGAGAAUGUCAGAGAUUAAAUUAGAGCAACAAACAAACAUUCGUAAAUUUCUUUUUAAACUUGGCAAGAAUGGAAGUGAGAUCACAGACGUGUUUAUGGGGAUGCCACAAAGAAAACAGUAGGGUAUAAAUGGAUUAAAUGUUUUUUCUGAGGGAAGAGAAAGAGUCACUGAUAAGAGAGGGUAGCCACUAAUGAGCAGAAUCAAUAAAAACAUUGCAGAAAUUCAUGGAAUAUGUGUAAUGAAUGUUGGCUAAGAGAAGCAUAGCAGAGAAAAAGUUGGGAAAAUCUUAACUGAAAUUCUUAGCCAACAACUCAUGGCUCUUGCAUCAUGACAGUGCACCAGCUCACACAGCACACUAUAUUGGAACAUCCUCACUCACCUGAUCUGCCCCCAGUGACAUUUUUCUUUACCCAAAGAUAAAGGAAAUAUUGAAAGAAAGACAUUUUGAUGACAUUCAGGACAUCAAGGGUAAUAUGACAACAGCUCUGAUGGCCAUUCCAGAAAGAGAGCUCCAGAAUUGCUUUAAAGGGUAGACUGGGCACUGGCAUCAGUGCACAGCUUCCUACAUUGAAGGAGACUGUAGUGUAUUCGGCAGCAAGGUGUGUAUAGCACUUUUUCUAGGAUGAGUUCAUGUACUUAAUUGUCAGACUUCAUAUAAAAGUUUCACAAAGCGUGAAAGGUACCAAAAUAUUAUCUUGUUGAAACACUUAAACCUAUAAAAUAGUGCAACACCUAGAAUCAUGCUUGAUAUACAAGUAGUACUUAAUAUUUGAAUGAUUGAAUAUCUUGAAAUAUUAAAAUGUAAGGUGUGCAUAACCGAUCAAGUUAACAAACACCUAUUUUGUCCUUUAUUAAAUGUAUCAUAAACCACUUGUUUCAUUCAUAUUGUAUAAAAGUUUUCAGUUAUAAGUUUAGUACAUAUCAAUACAUAGAUGGAUAUGCUGUCAAAAUCCUUUUUUAAAAAAAAGAAACAUUAUAGAGAUUUUUAUAUAAAGUUCAGCUGUUCAAGAUGUAAGUUAUAUAGGCCUGAAAAAUCACUUCUCAGCCUUUGGGCCAAUAGCAAGUGUAUAGGUGUGAAAAAAAUUGUGGGUGAAAAAUACAAAGGGUGAUCAGAUAUAUAUGAGCACCUGUGUUAGGUGAUAAUUGUGUUUAAAGAUAAUUUGGUAUGCAUAGAUAACUAGUUUUUGAUUGAUGCAUUUAAUAUUUGCAUAAUAAGCUCAUAUCAAUUUAUAUUAACUUUACAGCAAAGUUUAUUUGAUGACAAUUAGCUUCAAAUAAAUUUCUGUAAGGAGAUAGAACCCUAGUUGAGAUUUUGGAUAUAUUAUAUAAUUUUAAUUUUGAAAUACUUAUUAAAGUGUAAAGCUGUAAAAAUCCUGAUAUCUAAUUACAAAUACUGUAUUUCAACUUGAUGAGAAUCCUGACUUUCAAAUCUAUGAAAUUAAUGCAUACUAAGAAGAAUAGUAUUUUGAUACUCAAGUUGUUUUGCAGGAUUAUAAUGUAGAUAUUUUUGUCUGACUAAAGAGUAAGCUCAUACAACUAGGAUGAUUGGGGCUUUUAUUAUCUUUAAAAUAGUUGCAUUUUUUAAAAAAUACAAAAAAGAAAAUUGUUACAUUCAAAAUAUUUUUAAAACUUUCAUAAACAAUCUUUUUCUUUAAACUAGAAAAAAAUAUAUUAUGUAUCUAUGUAUCAUAUUUAUCCCAUAGAGAAUUUCUAACUUCUCAGAAAAGACAUUACAGGCUUAAAUUUCACUUUAUGAAAAAAUUAAUAAAUAUUAUAGGAAAAAAUAUAUGUGACUCAGAGACACAAUGGGUAAUAAAAAGAGUACCUGAGAAGUAUUUUUGUAACUUUUAGUGCUAUCUGUAACUCAGAUUUUCCUUCGGAGGAGAAUUAUUAAUUGGCACAUAUAUACUGAAAUCCCCUCACUUAGAGACUGCAGUCUCAAUGUCAGUCAUUCUUUUAAUUUUUUUUAAACAUAUUAAUAAGACUGUGCUUUAAAUACUUUAAAGGAUAUCAUUAAGUUAUACAUAUAUAAACAAUUACUACCUUCUGUAUUUUUAAUGAAUGCAGGAAAAUAAUAUUGUAUAUAAAUAGGAAGAAAACAUUACACAACUCUUUAAUACAUGAAUAUAGUAAAGAAUAACCCAAUUUCUGUCUAAAAUUUAAAUUGGAUAAAUUCAACUAUCUUUCUCUUAUCACUUGGCUUCUACAGUGUUCUGUACCUUAAUUAUAUAACUAUUAAUUCUUCAUAGAAUUAUAAAUAUGCCAUUUGACUGCGUCAAUCUGUAUAUAUUAUGCCUUAAUAUGAAAAACAAAAAGAAUUCAUUUAUAAAAAUAUUUUUACUGUUAGAUUUCAUAUGCAAAAAUGCAAAUAAAUAAUAUGGAUUUAUUUUAUUAUUUCAAGAAGUUCAUCCUACCAAUAAUGUGGACAGAUUAUUUUGCAGGUUUAAAUAUGCCUUUAUGAAAUAAGAGUCUCCUUAGAUAAUGAUUUUCAAAGCAUUGGAAAAAUGUUUUGGCUUGAAGUUACUAGUUACAGGGUGGUUAAUAAAAUGACAUCAAAAUAAGUUAUAUCUUGUGAAAAUAUAUGAUUUUUAUGUCAAUCAAGAUAAAUGAAAUAUCUGUAUUUCCAUGAAAUUGUCCAAAUGUGUUCAGCAACAGGGUUGCAUGAGAGCAAUGGCUGUAUUUUAUUGUCCUUAUAACAAGAAAAUUUACAUUUUGGGGGUUGCAAAUCAGAAAGUAUUCUGAAUCUAGCAAAAGCUUCACAAAUUGUAAAAUUUAGCAUCUCAUAUUUAGUGUAUCAAUAAUAUAGAGACAUCUUUAUAAUCUACUCUUAAU
Nycticebus coucang (slow loris) is the source of this 7423-nucleotide messenger RNA. It is a transcript of the gene WDR17, whose product is annotated as WD repeat domain 17. Lineage: Eukaryota; Metazoa; Chordata; Mammalia; Primates; Lorisidae. The transcript is spliced from 31 exons. The record is from RefSeq and is a predicted model, not a curated record. Gene Ontology annotation, molecular function: protein binding. The coding region runs from base 187 to 4128 and encodes 1313 amino acids.